This is a messenger RNA of Acytostelium subglobosum LB1, 2100 nucleotides long. RefSeq lists its product as hypothetical. The record is from RefSeq and is a predicted model, not a curated record. Lineage: Eukaryota; Evosea; Eumycetozoa; Acytosteliales; Acytosteliaceae. Gene Ontology annotation, molecular function: protein serine/threonine/tyrosine kinase activity; ATP binding; transcription coactivator activity. Bases 1 to 2100 code for a protein of 699 amino acids. The transcript has 6 exons. Gene Ontology annotation, biological process: positive regulation of DNA-templated transcription; protein autophosphorylation; peptidyl-serine phosphorylation. Gene Ontology annotation, cellular component: nucleus.
AUGACCCAGACCAAACACCUACCAACAUCAUCAUCAUCUACAUCAACAUCACAUACUAUAAUGGAGAACAACCAAUUAAAGCAUGGAAGAAGCGAUGCUCCUAUCAUCAAGCUAUCGAUCGACCUUAUCAAGACAUAUAAGAACAUCAACCAAAUAUACUAUGCAGCAAAGUCAAAGAAGAAGAAUGAGCUACUAGCCAAGCAAGCUGCUGCAACAGCUGGAAGUGGUAGUAGUAGUAGCAGCAGCAGCGGCGGCAGUAACAUCAAUAACAACAACAACAAUAAUAAUAACAAUGGCUUUGACGAUGAGAAUGGUGACUAUAUAUUCAGGGACAACGAUGUCUUUGAGGAUCGCUUCGAGAUCAAGGCACACUUGGGCAAAGGAUCAUUCGGUCAAGUUGUCAAGGCAUACGAUCGUGUCACAGAAGAGUUUGUCGCCAUCAAGAUCAUCAAGAACAGGACACCCUUUUACAAUCAAGCACUGAUCGAGAUUGAGUUGCUAGAGUCCAUGAACCGGAAGGACCCUGAAGAUCAAUACAAGAUAGUUCGAUACAAGCAACACUUCAAGUUCAAGGGACACCUUUGUCUGGUGACAGAGCUGUUGUCAUUCAAUCUGUACGACCUGCUGAGGAACACUCAGUUCUUGGGCGUCUCACUGAAUCUGAUCAAGAAGUUUGCACAUCAGAUACUCACGGCACUCUACUUUAUGUCGACUGCCGAGGUCGACGUCAUCCACUGCGACCUCAAACCAGAGAACAUCUUGCUGAGGAAUCCCAAGCGAAGUGCGAUCAAGAUCAUCGACUUUGGUAGCUCAUGCCAUUCCAACGAACGAAUGUACAAGUACAUACAGAGUCGAUUCUAUCGAUCACCAGAGAUUAUAAUGGAGUUGGAGUACUCAUUCUCGAUUGACAUGUGGAGUUUGGGCUGCAUCCUUGUGGAGAUGCACUGUGGUGAACCAUUGUUUGCCGGUCAGAAUGAGCUUGACCAGCUGACACGCAUCAUUGAGGUGCUGGACAUGCCUCCUGUAUAUAUGAUUGAAAAGAGUCCAAAGCUAAAGAAGUUCUUCACUGUCAAUCACAGUGAUCCCCUAUCCAAGUACCAGUUGAGAAGGACUGAUCGAUUGAAAGAGUUCCAGCCCAAGAAACUAUCGGACAUCAUUGGAGUGGACAAGGGAGGACCUCAUGGACGAAGGAAAGGCGAGCAAUGCCAUACUUUGGCCGAUUAUUUAAAGUUUCAAGACCUCAUUGAGAAGAUGCUGAUAUAUGAUCCAAUCAAACGUAUAACACCACUGGAAGCAUUGCAACAUCCAUUUUUCCUUUCUGGCACAAAUGAGGACAAUAGGGGCACUGGUGGCGUCAAUCCAGCAUCAUUGACUCUUCCACCACUUUCAUUCCCAUUCCCACCGCCAACGUCCCAACUUCAACAACAGUCAGCCAUAUCUCACUCUCAUUCCCAUUCCCAUUCCCAAUCUCAACCAAACCUGUCGACGACGACAUCAUCAUCAUCAUCCAACAUCAUCAAUAGUAGUACCAACAGUAACAACAACAACAGUAAUAUCGACUACACUAAUCAGCAGAGCAGCUCACCAACAACAAAGUCAUCAAACUCUUCCACACUCUCACCUCACCUAUCAUCCACAUCCUUGCAUUCACAUUCGCCACAGCUUCAUCAACAUCAGCAUCAACAACUCCACUCUUACCAACAUCAACAACGUUACAAAUCACCAACAACAUCAUCAUCAUCCAAUAUAGACCAACAUCAACAAUAUCCACAACAACAACAACAACAACAACAACAACACAAGACUCAUUCACCUUCAAAGCAUGACAUCCAUCAUUUGAUUGAAGAUACAUCUAGCACUACUAGUACAAGCAGUGGUAGUGGUAUUGGCAUUGGAGGUCACCAUCAUUACAAGCAGAGUGCAGACGAUGACUUGCGACUCAACCAUCAUAGCAUCCAUCCACAUUCCCAUCAUCACCAACAUGGUGGUGGACAACCAACCAACAUGAACAUUUACAGCAACAACAACAAUGAUGACACAUCACCCGAGCAUGUCCCACCUCUAAACUCCUUAUUGUUGAGUGACAAGCAACAGAUCUAA